ACAGUCAGCAACUUAAAUCAUAAAAGCAUCAAGAAUUUCAAUUCUCUAAUUUGAAAGCAUUAAGAAUCUUCAAACUAUUAAAUUGUCAACAAAAAUGGACAGAAUCGAGAACAACUUUGAAGCAUCAUCAUCAAAACCAACUGAAGAUCAAUUAGCAAAAGAAAUUGAGCUCAUUAAGUGCAUGAACGAAGCCUUAAUUCAACAAAAUGUAAAAUUAAUAAGAACAGAAACUAACUUGAGAGUAAAGUUGGAACAAGCACAACUCAAAAACGUAAAAUUCAUCCAAAAACUUGACAAAGGAAUCCUCAGUGAUGUAAUGGGAAUGAUUCAAGACGAAAACACUAAAGACUUCAGCAUCAUUAUCAAUGACAACGAAUUUCCAGUUCACAAGUUCCUCCUUGAAGCUAGAAGUUCAACAUUUGCCUCAGUUUUAAGGAACAACCCAGACGCUCAUAAUUUGGUUUUAACUGACAUCGAUGAAGAAGUCUUUGAGAAGAUCUUAAUCUUUCUUUAUACCGACGAUCUACCAAGAGAUUAUGAGGAAGACUACUUGAAACUCUUUACUGCAGCUGGAAUUUUGAAGAUUGAAGACUUAAAAAGCUUCGCUGGUGUUAAAGCAUGCAACUUAGUCAAAAAAGAAAACGUCAUUGAAGUUCUAAUCUUGAGCACCAAAUAUGAACAUGAUGUAUUGAAGAAUUGUGCAUUUGAUGAAAUUAAGAAAUUCUAUCCAAACAUCAAGUUUGACAACAAAUGGAUCAACGACACUCACAAAAUCUUAGAAGCUAUCGAAAAGAAGAAAGUUUCUAGAAUUCCAGUACGUGUAAGCUACUGUUAAGGAAUCAGAAUUAGGGUUUGACAAAAAAAGUGUAGAUUUUGCUGAAUAAAAUAAAGAGUUUAAAAUUAAAUUUUUGUGUUUUUUAAGUAGCU
Messenger RNA from Chironomus riparius, 927 nucleotides. The record is from the annotation of a GenBank genome assembly. NCBI's taxonomy places the organism in Eukaryota, Metazoa, Arthropoda, Insecta, Diptera, Chironomidae.